Cryptotermes secundus is the source of this 2494-nucleotide messenger RNA. RefSeq names its product fukutin-related protein. Gene Ontology annotation, cellular component: Golgi apparatus. The record is from RefSeq and is a predicted model, not a curated record. NCBI's taxonomy places the organism in Eukaryota, Metazoa, Arthropoda, Insecta, Blattodea, Kalotermitidae. Bases 414 to 1955 code for a protein of 513 amino acids. Gene Ontology annotation, biological process: protein O-linked glycosylation via mannose. The transcript is spliced from 2 exons.
UAUGAUGAUGUUAAUUAUUUUCUCUCUUUUAAGUGUUAACAAUAUUUCGUCCGGGAACAGAAAAUUUCAGCCUCUUGAUGAUCCGUGCUAAAGUUGUGUGCUAUCAUUGGUGUGGUGAUCCGUGAUACUACUAAUUAGUGGAAUUGCAGACGACGCAUAUGCAGGCAGUUAACUUCGUUGAAUUUGUGAGAGUUACGGCGUUCGAAGUUGCGAUCACCUGAACAUUUUACAUUGUUUUUCCGUGGAACAGUUGAACGAUGCGUAUCAUGUUUAUCAUCAAAGGUUCAUGUUCCUACGUCAUAGCCAAUUUUCGUAUAAAAGGGUGAAUCACAUAGACUCUAAUGAUACCCACUUUAAACUUUAUGUGAAAUGACUGGAAUUAUCUGUUCUCUCUCUUCGACUCUUUAAUUACUAUGAGAAUUCGGGUUGCAAAAUUAGUCACAUUAAUUGUGUUGUUGCUCAAUUUGUCUGUCUUAUGUUGCAUUUGGAUCUUAUUUUCUAGAAAUGAUGAGGCACAAAGCAUACAGCUAAACAAAUCAUUGAUCAGUACACCUGUUCCACAGACUCUGAAACAUAUAGAAAAUUCUGUAACUGUAAUAAUUAGAAAGUCAGAUUUCUUUGAGAAUGAUAUAACGAAGACUGUGGGAUCGAUAUUGUCCAUAUUGCCAAAUAUAUCAGUCUUAAUAGUGAGUGAUGUUCUGCCUUACCCUCCACUAGAAGUAUCAAACAGUGCAACGAAUGUUAAAGUUAUAAAUAUGCAAUUUCAGCUUGGACAUUCCAACCAAGAAAGAAAUCCAUUGUACCAUGUUAGAACAAAGUAUGUUUUGUUUGUCCCAGAUGCAACUAGAAUUCUCUCAGAAAAUUCCUUGCACAGCAUGAUUUUUGAAUUGAAGAGACAACCCCACAACAUUGUGGCAGCUCCAUUUUCAAGUAUGAAGACAGUUAGUUGUUUGAACAUACAUUUAAAAAUCAGGGAGUGGAUCAUACAAUAUGACUUAUCAGAUAGUGACCUGUGUGAUGCUGUGAAAGGGAAGCAUGCCAUUUUAAUAGAAAGUCGGAUGCUAAAAAAACUGCCAGAAGCAUUAAUCCUUCCUUUUCCAGAUGCAUUAUAUAUCCAAACAGCAGCAGAGAGUAUUAAAGUACAGUUGUUACAGAAUACUUUGUUUACUGAUGGCAGUCCACUGUAUAAAAGCCAUCAUGCCCAAUGGAAGAUUCAACAACUAGAGCAUGUUCAACAGCGGCAAAUGUUUCAGAAUAUGGGACUGAAGAAGGUGGUAAGGGAAACUGGAACUGUGGAAUGGUAUGGGUGCAACAGGGACGUGCCUCGCUGUUUUGGCACUGUGGUGGAUGACAUGCCCCAGUACCUGUGGGAAGGGAAAUGGACACCACCCUGUUGUUUGGCUGGAUUACGCCGAACUGCUCGCCAUGUAUUUACUCACCUUGAUCAGGCUGGCGUCCGUUACUGGUUGGAAGGUGGUAGUCUACUUGGUGCCAUGCGAGCUGCAGAUAUUCUACCAUGGGACUAUGAUGUAGACAUUGGUAUGUUUCGUGAAGAUAUAGAUCGUUGUCCCUUACUGGCACGUGCCCGCAUACAAUCUGUUGUAGAUGAUGAUGGUUUUGUGUGGGAGAAAGCAGGAGAAGGUGAUUUCUUUCGUGUUCAGUUUAGUCACAUCAAUCACUUGCAUGUAGAUAUAUUUCCAUUUUAUCAACGUAACAGUACCAUGACAAAGGACACCUGGUUUCCCACCCAUAAACAAGACAAAGAGUUUCCAGAACAUUUUCUGCAUCCAAUGGCAAGCAUUGAAUUCAUUGGACAAAAAGUACCUGCACCAAAUAAUAUACGUGAUUUUCUUGAGUUCAAGUUUGGAAAAGGAGUUAUUGAAAAUCCUCAGUAUCCAGAUCCCCAGAAAAUUAAGUAUUCAGCAGGGGAUGACACAUUUAACCAAAUAAAUUGAUCAGCAUUGGGCUUACUGUAGUAUCAAAAAGAUACGCAUCAGUUUCACAAAAAGUUUUCUCUAGUUCAGAUGUGUUUCACACACACAUACAUCAGAUUACAGACUGUGCAUUUUAUAUUCUUGUGCUACUGAAUAUGAAACUUCAAACUAUAACUGUCAAGAAAAGUUAUGUAUAUGUGCGUUUGUUUCAUGAACAAGGUUGAGGAAAUUUUCAAUUGUUUGUUCAGCGAAGCUUUCUGGUUUGUUUUAACGGGAUAUUUACUGUUCAAGGCUGUCCCAUUCUCCAAAAAGUUGAAUGUAGAAGAUUUUGAUACAUCAGUAUCUUAUCCAUUCCAGAACAGAUUCUAUCAACUGUUUUACCGUUGAAUAUUAAAAGUGAAAUAUGCCUCCAUUCUAAAAGAAGUUAUUGAAGGAAAGAUUAGACGGACGGAUAGAAGAGACCAGAUGAUGAGGAAGAUGAUGUAAGAUGAUGCUGGAUGACCUUGGGGAGAGAAUAGGAUGUUCUCAUUUGAAGGAGAAAGCUCUAGAUCGCAUUAAGU